AGUGUUUGAAAAUUAAACGGUUGAAGCAAAGUUGGCUACUAUAUAUGUAUGUAUGUAUAUAUAUACAUAUAUCUGCAUAAAAUUUUCUCUCAAUAGCAGCAAUGGAAUUUCACAGGCUUCUUUUCACUUUUUUCAUUUUUCAAGCUCUAAUUAUCUCCCAGAUAUCAAUCCUAUGUACUGCAAACUCAAAGCUUUUCAGGGAAUACAUAGGAGCUGAGUUCAAAGCUGUGAAGUUUUCUGAUGUCCCCAUUAACCCAAAUGUUGAUUUUCAUUUCAUUCUCUCCUUUGCCAUAGACUAUGACACCUCAACUUCUCCUUCACCCACCAAUGGAAAAUUCAAUGUGUUCUGGGACUCCACCAAUCUCAGCCCCUCCCAUGUUUCUUCCAUCAAGUCUAAGCAUCCAAAUGUUAAAGUUGCAAUAAGCCUAGGAGGUUACACUGUAGGCAGUCAAUUUGCUUACUUCAAGCCUUCCUCAGUCAGAUCCUGGGUCUCCAAUGCUGUUACUUCACUUACAAGUAUCAUAAAGAAAUACAAUCUGGAUGGAAUCGAUAUCGACUACGAACACUUCCAAGCUGACCCUCAAACGUUUGCAGAGUCCAUAGGGUUCCUCAUAAAGGCCCUGAAGAGGAAUAAGGUAAUCUCCUUUGCUUCUAUAGCUCCAUAUGCUGAUAAUGAAGUUCAGAGACAGUACUUGGCCUUGUGGAACAAAUAUGGGGACAUCAUUGAUUAUGUGAACUUCCAAUUCUAUGCAUAUGAUAAAGGAACGACCAUUCCACAGUUCUUAAGUUAUUUCAACAACCAAAGCUCCAAUUACAAUGGUGGUAAGGUGUUGGUGAGCUUCCAAAGUGAUGUGAGACGUGGGUUAACUCCAGAGGAUGGGUUUUUCGAUGCCUGCAAUAUGCUUAAGAGUCAGCAAAGGCUUCAUGGUAUCUUUGUAUGGAGUGCAGAUGACUCCAAAGCAGAUGGUUUUAUAUAUGAGAAGCAAUCCCAGGAAAUAUUAGACUAACUAGUUUAUGCUGCCCUACGGGAAAGAUGUAAUGAGUUAAUGUAGUUUAUGUACCAAAAUAUAUAUAAUUAUAUAUGUCAUGUAGUUUAUUUAUAAUUUUAGCUGCCGUUUGACAGUUAUAACAGAAAAAGAAA
This is a messenger RNA of Gossypium arboreum, 1141 nucleotides long. RefSeq names its product chitinase 2-like. The record is from RefSeq and is a predicted model, not a curated record. Gene Ontology annotation, biological process: carbohydrate metabolic process. The transcript has a single exon. Gene Ontology annotation, molecular function: hydrolase activity, hydrolyzing O-glycosyl compounds. Lineage: Eukaryota; Viridiplantae; Streptophyta; Magnoliopsida; Malvales; Malvaceae. The coding region runs from base 102 to 1007 and encodes 301 amino acids.